Sorex araneus (European shrew) is the source of this 1313-nucleotide messenger RNA. It is a transcript of the gene MED11, whose product is annotated as mediator complex subunit 11. Gene Ontology annotation, molecular function: transcription coregulator activity. NCBI's taxonomy places the organism in Eukaryota, Metazoa, Chordata, Mammalia, Eulipotyphla, Soricidae. The record is from RefSeq and is a predicted model, not a curated record. The transcript is spliced from 3 exons. Gene Ontology annotation, biological process: regulation of transcription by RNA polymerase II. The coding region runs from base 67 to 420 and encodes 117 amino acids. Gene Ontology annotation, cellular component: mediator complex.
GGCCGGCAGCAGUUUCCGUGCCCGAGAGUUCGUAUCUCACAGCCCGAGCAAACCCAGCAGACGACCAUGGCUACUUACAGCUUGGCGAACGAACGACUGCGCGCCCUAGAAGACAUCGAACGGGAAAUCGGCGCCAUUCUUCAGAAUGCAGGUACCGUGAUCUUGGAACUGUCCAAAGAAAAAACCAAUGAGCGGCUCCUAGACCGGCAGGCAGCAGCCUUCAUGGCGUCGGUGCAACAUGUAGAGGCAGAACUGUCAGCUCAGAUCCGUUACCUCACCCAGGUGGCCACAGGGCAGCCCCAUGAGGGCUCCAGCUAUUCUUCAAGAAAGGAUUGUCAGAUGGCCCUGAAGCGUGUGGACUAUGCUUGCCUCAAACUCAGUGACGUGGCCCGAACCUGUGAGCAGAUGCUAGAAAGCUAGACUACAGAUGCAGAGCAAGAAUUUGGUGUGCCACCUUUACCCCAGGACAGAACCCGGAGACCUGUAUGAUGGGGAGUAGGGGCUACCACAUCCAUGCCCAGCUCAUCAGAGUAAAUGAGGACGAAAGGUGGAAAUGGGAAACAAAGACCAAGUUGCCCAGAACUACGACACCCUGGCUCCUUUACCAGACUCCGUUUUGCACUUCAUGGACAUGCUCGGUCAGGAGAGGAAGAUACAGACACCAGAACCACUUUCUCAUAUCCAUCAUUGGAAGAAAACCAAGGAUUUUAAUAAUAAAAGCAAUAACAUAAAAACAAGGGGCUCACACAAUCACUGGGGUAUGUAUCGCUGGGUGAUACAAGGGAUUCAAGGCAGUAAAACGAGACUGGCAGCCUUAAAGGAACAAGGGUAGAAAAAAGCAGUUUUUCACUUUGGGGCUGGGGUAGGAGAGGUUUGAAGCUGGGAAGGAAUAUCUGGUGUAGUAUGGAGAGACUUAGGACAAAGGGGAAUCACCAACAGAGAAGCUGGUACCAGAAAUCAUGGUAAGGGAUAAGGGUAUGAGACCAGUCUCUGCAGAGUCAAUAAUUCAUAUGGUAGAGUACAUGGCCACCAUGUGAUGAAGUCCUUAGUGAUUCCCUGGACCACAUGCCUCACCUAGGCACAGUGUGGUAUGUCCCUAGGUACUCCCUAAUACCACAGACCCAUACAUCACCUCACCAUGAUCAGAAGUGGGCCACAGGGGCCGGAGCGAUAGUACAGCGGGUAGGGCGUUUGCCUUGCAUGAGGCCGACCCGGGUUCGAUCCCCGGCAUCCCAAAUGGUCCCCAAGCAUGCCAGGAGUAAUUCCUGAGUGCAAAGCCAGGAGUAACCCCUGAGCAUCGCUGGGUGUGACCC